Aspergillus novofumigatus IBT 16806 is the source of this 705-nucleotide messenger RNA. Its product is annotated as protein tyrosine phosphatase-like domain-containing protein. The record is from RefSeq and is a predicted model, not a curated record. The transcript has 4 exons. Gene Ontology annotation, biological process: very long-chain fatty acid biosynthetic process; sphingolipid biosynthetic process; fatty acid elongation. Gene Ontology annotation, cellular component: endoplasmic reticulum membrane. Gene Ontology annotation, molecular function: 3-hydroxyacyl-CoA dehydratase activity. The coding region runs from base 1 to 705 and encodes 234 amino acids. NCBI's taxonomy places the organism in Eukaryota, Fungi, Ascomycota, Eurotiomycetes, Eurotiales, Aspergillaceae.
AUGUCCCAGUCCACCACAAGAGCCUCAUCGGCUCCCAAGGCCUCAGCCUCCGGCCUUACUCGCGUCUACCUCCUCGCCUACAAUGUCGUCAGCUUCUGUCUCUGGGCCACCUGCGUCGUCCGCGGCGCAAUGCUAGUCCUCUCGCUCGCGCCCACCGGCCACCUCCCCGCCAUCUUCCACCACAUCUACUUCCCGCUGCUCACAACGACCCAGACGCUCGCGGGCCUGGAGAUCCUGCACAGUCUGCUGGGCAUCGUGCGCGCCCCCGUCGUGACAACCGCCAUGCAGGUCGCCAGCCGGCUCCUCCUGGUCUGGGGCGUGAUGUAUCUCUUCCACGACCGCGGGGACGGGCACGGCGGCAUCGUCGGCGGAGACUUCCACGAGUCAUUGCCGUAUGGGCCUGGCGCCAAGGUGGGUGAUUAUGCGUUCCUGGGAUGUCUGGGGCGUGGGGUUUGGGGCCGUGGUGUCCCGAGUUGGUGGACUUGGUUGAGGUAUAAUACCUUCUAUGUGCUCUAUCCGAUUGGUAUUAGCAGCGAGUGCAUCAUGGUUUGGCAGGCUCUCAAGCCCGCUGCAGAAUGGAACCCUCUUUACUGGUGGUUCUUGGUGGUGGUGCUUGUCAUCUAUGUGCCCGGCUCAUACAUUCUCUACACGCACAUGAUUGCACAGAGGCGCAAGGUUAUGAAGAAGAAGGGAAGAGCCGAGUAA